Molecule: messenger RNA, 1287 nt
Organism: Agrilus planipennis (emerald ash borer)
Lineage: Eukaryota; Metazoa; Arthropoda; Insecta; Coleoptera; Buprestidae
Product: venom acid phosphatase Acph-1-like
Exons: 7
Coding region: 68-1195 (375 amino acids)
Biological process (GO): dephosphorylation
Molecular function (GO): phosphatase activity
Source: RefSeq, a predicted model, not a curated record
UAUUUCAUGUUUUUCUUUUUGAAUCAAACUUAUGUUAAAAUCGUGAAGAUUUCGUUUCAGAAUAAUCAUGGACAAAACUAAAAAUUCUUUUGGCCUUUUCUUAAUAACAACACUCUUGUAUAUCGGCUGUUGUGGAGAGUAUAUUUCAAAAUAUAUCGAUGCGUCUGAUGGUCUCGUUUUAACUCAUGUGAUACACAGACAUGGUGCUAGGACUAGAGCUGAAGAGACGUAUCCUAACGAUCCUUACGCAAACGAAACGUUUUGGCCUUUUGGAUAUGAGCAACUAACAAAUGAGGGAAAACUUGGUGAAUAUCGUCUUGGUAUAGAUUUGAGAGCCAGAUAUGGUGGAUUCCUAGGGAAAAUAUUCUAUCCCGAAGUUGUAGAGGCUCGUAGCUCCGAGAGCGAUAGGACGAAAAUGUCUAUUUCUCUCAGUUUGGCUGGACUUUUUCCACCCAAAAAUGUUUCUAUAUGGAAUAGCGAAUUGAAUUGGCAACCCAUACCUUAUUCGUCAUACCCAGCCGAAGAAGAUCGUAUUUUAGGCAAACCAAAAAAGUUUUGCCCGCUGUACAAAAAACUCUUGAAGAAGUACAAGAAAGGGGCGGGUGCUGAUAUAUUCAAAGAUGACCUAAAACUUUACAAAUACCUUUCUAAAGAGACAGGUAUGGAUGUAGCAAAUCCAGAUGAUGUGUAUGAUAUUCUCAAGAUUUUAGCUGUAGAGGAAGAAUGGGGAUUGAAAUUGCCUAAUUGGACGGAUUCUGUUUGGAAGGAUAAACUCCAAAAUGCUGCUGCUAAGAGAUUUAUUGUUCGUACAGGAACAAAAGAAUUAAAACAAUUGGCUUCAGGAUUCUUUUUGGAAAAGAUUAUUAGUGACACUAAAGAUAAAAUAACGGGAACAUUGAAACCUAAAGGUCGUAAAAUGUUUUUAUAUUCAGCCCACGAACAAAACAUAGGACAUAUACUGGCGGGUUUGGGGCUUUUUGAUAAUGAUAUUCCCAAUUACGGUUCCCACUUAUUAUUCGAAGUUAGACUGAAAAAUGGUACAUAUGGAAUCGAGAUUUAUUAUCAGAAUUACAAAGGAAAUGAUCAGCCGACUCUACUGGUUUUACCAGGCUGCGAUUCAUUUUGUCCAGUGAAUAAAUUUGCUGAUUUGUUACAAGAUGUUCUGCCUACUAACAAAACUAGUUGUACAGCUUAAUUAAAUAACUAUUUAUUAUGAAUAUGAUGAAAAUUUUAACUAAUACGUAAUUACAAUGUAUUUCAACUUGUCAUUAUAGUCUUUUCACACAA